This is a messenger RNA of Aureobasidium vineae, 930 nucleotides long. The record is from the annotation of a GenBank genome assembly. Lineage: Eukaryota; Fungi; Ascomycota; Dothideomycetes; Dothideales; Saccotheciaceae.
AUGAUGUCUACAUCAGAAGCUCUAGAGUACCUCGGCGCAGCCACAGCUCUCCUACUCACCUACAAAGCCGUCUCCUUCAUCAGCGUCUACCUCAAACCCUCCCGAUUACACCUCUACAACCCUUCCGGCAACUCCUGGGCUCUAGUCACUGGCAGUACAAACGGCAUAGGCGAAGGAUUUGCCCACGCCCUCUGCGCCAAAAACUUCAAUGUGCUUCUCCACGGUCGCAAUCAGCAAAAACUGUCUACCCUAAAAUCGACAUUGGAAAAACAAUACCCAGGAGUGCAAAUCAAGACUGCAAUUGCAGAUGCAUUCAACAUCGACGCCGACAUCUCUUCUAUCGCAGAAACCUGCAAAACUUUACCUGGACCGCUUACUCUGCUCAUCAACAAUGUAGGCGGCGCGCCAUUAAGUCCUUCCUUCGGAACUCUGGCAGAAGUAGACGCGACAUACGUGGACAAGAUGAUAAACCUCAAUUCCCGCUUUCCGACGCAGUUGACCCGUGCUUUACUCCCUCUACUCUCCGAGUCCUCCGCAUCACUGAUCAUGAGCACUUGCUCCAUAACCGGUUUCCGCGGCUUACCCUACCUCUCCGUGUACUCGUCCACAAAAGCCUUCAAUUACGCAUUACAUCAAUCCCUUUCCUCUGAGCUUGCUGCCGAGAGUUCUGGAGUGCAAGCAUUGGCGAUCGUGAUAGCGAAUGUGGUUAGUGGGGGUAACAAGACUACAGAAGGCAUGUUUACUUGUACGGGACUGCAGAUGGCAGAGUUUUCGUUGCAGAGGGUGGGGUGUGGGCAGAUUGCAGUGUUUGGGUGGUGGAGACAUGCGGUGCAGUGGUGGUGUAUGAGUUUGUUGCCUGAGUGGGUGACUGAGAAGGUGUUGAUUCAUGUUAUGAAGGAGAGGAGGUUGGAGGAGCAAAAGGGAGAGUGA